This is a messenger RNA of Epinephelus fuscoguttatus (brown-marbled grouper), 4672 nucleotides long. RefSeq lists its product as uncharacterized. The record is from RefSeq and is a predicted model, not a curated record. Bases 1 to 4416 code for a protein of 1471 amino acids. NCBI's taxonomy places the organism in Eukaryota, Metazoa, Chordata, Actinopteri, Perciformes, Serranidae. The transcript has 31 exons. Gene Ontology annotation, biological process: cell surface receptor signaling pathway. Gene Ontology annotation, molecular function: transmembrane signaling receptor activity.
AUGGCUGCUUCCAGAGCACAACCAAAGGCCAGACUGAGCAGACACUUUCCAUCAGGGGGCAGUGUGACGCUGACCUGCUCUGUGAGCCCAUCAUCAUCAUCAUCAUCAUCAUCUGGUUGGAAAUACUUCUGGUACAGAGGCAAUAAAGCCUCUGAACCUCUGACCACACAAGAUGUUGUCUUCCUCUCAAAUGAAACAAUCAGUGUCUCACAGGGAGGACUCUACUGGUGCAGAGGAGGAAGAGGAGAUCCACUUUACUACACAGAGUACAGUGAUCCAGUCGUUACAAACAGAGCUGUUGUGACCCUGCGACCCAACUGGCCUGAGAUAUACUAUCUGGAGACGAUCACACUGACAUGUGAAAUUGAGGAUGGAGGAGACGCUGAGUGGGAGUAUGAGUGGACGACACUCAGCUCAUACAGACCUGAAAAACAAAAGGAAAACAUGAUUACAUAUGCUUUGUCAUCACACAGUGGAGAGUACAGGUGUAUGGGCACACUGAAACAUGAAAAGUCUUCAACAGAGUGGAGUGAUGCUUUCACAUUGAGAGUAUCUGAUUAUAAACCUCAGCCUGUCCUCACUGUGUCUCCAUUAUGGCUGAGUCCUGGAGCCUCAGUAACUCUGAACUGCAGUGUUAAACAUCCAUCUGCAGGAUGGAGGUUCUUCUGGUAUAAGGCUGUUCCCAAACUGUCAGACUCCUACAGCUAUGAGCUGAUACCUGGCAGCAUCCAUGGGACUGAACAGGAUUCCUACAUUGUUGAUGGACAGACACACACAGCAGGAUAUGUGUGCAGAGCUGGAAGAGGAGAUCCAGUGUAUUAUACUCAUUGCAGUGAACCUAAGUUUGUCUGGUCUGGAGAUUCUCAUUCAGCAGCGUCUCUCACAGUGAGUCCUGACAGAAUGCAACACUUCAGCAGAGAGCCUGUGUCACUGAGCUGUGAGGGAAACUCUACCGAGUGGAGAGUGAGCAGGUUUUCUGUAGAUGGCUACCUGAGACACUGUUGUUCUUCCUCUUCUUACUGGGGGACCAUGACUGGAUCCAGAUGCAACAUGGACCGUUACUGGCAGAGUGGAGUCUUCUGGUGUGAGUCUGAAACAGGACAGUUCAGCAAUGCAGUCAACAUCACUAUACAGUAUUCAUGCUUCAUGAGGUCUCAGAGCACCAAUCAGGGUCCUGCUCCAGACCACAUGAUCAACCAGGAUGAAACUCAAGGCAGAGAGUAUGCUUCUCUUCUCCACGGUGACGUCUGUCUCUACGAAACAAUCAGAGGCUCUGAAGAACCUGAACAUGUUAAAGAGGAAGAGGAGGAUGGAGACAGGAGUCAGGUCUCACCUGGCGAGAUCUUCGUCCACCCGCUGUCCAACCCCGGAGCUGCGGGGAUCUGUCCAGAGAUGCUGGAGGUGGCGGAGGAGGCGAGCCGGGCCGGAGAUUUCAGCCUGGCGGUGGAGAUCUACAGCUCCCAGCUGUCAGACCUCCAGCAGCCGGACCGGGGGCUGUGUCUGAGGAAGGCCGACUCUCUGAUGAUAUCGAUGAUAUACAAGGCGGACCCUUCUAAUAAAACAGAGUGCAGAGUGUCAGUGCUCGAUGUGAGGAUGGGGCUGACUUUGUUCUGCGUGCUGUUGUUAUUCUCGCUGAAUACACUCCUCGACUGUGGACACACUGAAGACGCUGAGCUGAUCGUUGAACCCAACUCACCCUAUUUAUUUAGUGGAGAGUCUGUUACCUUCAUAUGUGACAUGAGAGAAGGAACAGACACUGACUGGCUUUACACAUUCAACAGGAACGGUCGACCAGUUGUCUCCUUCAAUACAGACAACUGGUCUCAGAGCACCAAUCAGGGUCCUGCUCCAGACCACAUGAUCAACCAGGAUGAAACUCAAGGCAGAGAGUAUGCUUCUCUUCUCCACGCUUUUUCUUUACACAGCGUAGAAGCAUUUCUCAGAGGCAGAGUAACAGUCGUGAGUGUGAAGAUGGGGCACACUCUGCUCUGUGUGCUGGGGGUUUUCUCACUGAAUCUACUCCUCUACUGUGGACAUGCUCAAGAUGCUGUGCUGACCAUUGAACCAAACUGGUCCACUUUAUUUACCGGAGAGUCUGUUACCUUCAUAUGUGACAUGAGGGUGGGAAAAGACACCGACUGGUAUUACGUAAUCUACAGGAAUGGUCGAGAAUUUCCCCCCUUCGGCUCAGACAAGAGAUAUACAUCACAAUCUCUGUCUACAGACGACAGUGGUGAAUACCAGUGCAUUGGUGAUCACAAGCACUCAGCAUAUUCAAGAAAAGAAAGUAAUAAAGUCUCUCUAACUGUAUCAGACAAAGAUGUGAUCCUGGAAAGUCCUGCAUCCACUGUGUUUGAAGGAGAAUCAGUGACCCUGCGCUGUCGACAUCGUACUCAGACAAAGGAGAAGAAUGCUGUUUUCUACAAAGACGGAUCACCUAUUGAAAGAGACACAAACCAUCAGUCAGCGAUGUCUUCAGAAAACACAGUUCAAGUCAUUUCAGAUGGGAGCUCUUACAUGUGUAAAUUUGAGGACGAAUCUGAACCAGUAAAACUCAAAAUGGAACCACAACCAAAGGCCAGACUGAGGAAAUACAUUCCAUCAGGGGGCAGUGUGACGCUGACCUGCUCUGUGAGCCCAUCAUCAUCAUCAUCAUCAUCAUCAUCAUCAUCAUCUGGUUGGAAAUACUUCUGGUACAGAGGCAAUAAAGCCUCUGAACCUCUGACCACACAAGAUGUUGUCUUCCUCUCAAAUGAAACAAUCAGUGUCUCACAGGGAGGACUCUACUGGUGCAGAGGAGGAAGAGGAGAUCCACUUUACUACACAGAGUACAGUGAUCCAGUCGUUACAAACAGAGCUGUUGUGACCCUGCGACCCAACUGGCCUGAGAUAUACUAUCUGGAGACGAUCACACUGACAUGUGAAAUUGAGGAUGGAGGAGACGCUGAGUGGGAGUAUGAGUGGACGACACCCCGCUCAUACAGACCUGAAAAACAAAAGGAAAACAUGAUUAGAAAUGUGUUGUCAUCACACAGUGGAGACUACAGGUGUGUGGGCACACUGAAACAUGAAAAGUCUUCAACAGAGUGGAGUGAUGCUUUCACAUUGAGAGUAUCUGAUUAUAAACCUCAGCCUGUCCUCACUGUGUCUCCAUUAUGGCUGAGUCCUGGAGCCUCAGUAACUCUGAACUGCAGUGUUGAACAUCCAUCUGCAGGAUGGAGGUUCUUCUGGUAUAAGGCUGUUCCCAAACUGUCAGACAGCUCCUACAGCUAUGAGCUGAUACCUGGCAGCAUCAAUGGGACUGAACAGGAUUCCUACAUUGUUGAUGGACAGACACACACAGCAGGAUAUGUGUGCAGAGCUGGAAGAGGAGAUCCAGUGUAUUAUACUCAAUACAGUGAACCUAAGUUUGUCUGGUCUGGAGAUUCUCAUUCAGCAGCGUCUCUCACAGUGAGUCCUGACAGAAUGCAACACUUCAGCAGAGAGCCUGUGUCACUGAGCUGUGAGGGAAACUCUACCGAGUGGAGAGUGAGCAGGUUUUCUGUAGAUGGCUACCCGAGACACUGUUCUUCUUCCUCUUCUUACUGGGGGACCAUGACUGGAUCCAGAUGCAACAUGGACCGUUACUGGCAGAGUGGAGUCUACUGGUGUGAGUCUGAAACAGGACAGUUCAGCAAUGCAGUCAACAUCACUAAACAGGACAGUGAUAUUAUCCUGGUGAGCCCUGUCCAUCCUGUUACUGAGGGAGAUUCUGUCACUCUUGGCUGCAAAUUCAAGACAGAAAAAGUUCCUUAUAAUGUGGAUUUCUAUAAAAAUGACAAACUCAUCCAAAAUGUUACUGGAGGGGAGCUGACUAUCUCUGCAGUGUCAAAGUCAGAUGAAGGCUUUUAUAAAUGUACAGGAAAAGAUUCACCACAAGGUCGGCAGAGAUGGACGUCACCAGAGAGUUGGAUGUCAGUAAAAUCAGCGCCCAGGCCUCCAUUUCCUGUGCUGUUGAUUGUUGGGCCGGUUUGUGGAGUUUUACUGAUUCUUCUCCUGCUGCUGUUUCUGUAUCUCUACAGAAAGUCAAAAGAUUCAUGUUUUGUGAGGUCUCAGAGCAGCAGUCGGGGCCCUGCUACAGACCACAUGAUCAACCAGGAUGAAACUCAGCUCAAGGAAUAUGCUCCUCCUCUCCAUGGCGAUGCUGUUCUCUCUGAAUCAAUCAAAGGCUUUGAAGAACCUGAACAUGGUGAAUCCAGCAAUGUCACAUAUUCUGUGGUUGAGCUCAAAAACAUCGCUAAGAAGGGGAAGAAAACAGAGGAGCCAGAGGAGAGCGCAGUUUACUCAGAUGUGAAGAUAAGAUCAGCUACAGACAACAAUGUGAUGUAUGCCCAGGUGAACUUUCACAAUAAAGCCAAGAAAGACAAAGAUCAAUAAAGAGAUCUGCAUAGACAAAACCAGCAGAAUGGAUGACAACAUGAAGAACUGCAGUAGUGUUUAACUCAAUGACAGAAAAGGGGUCUCUUAAAGGAAAAUGGCCACUUUGAAAAUACAGACAGUACUUACUGACCCUCAUGCCAACAAGAAGUCCAGUGUAGUUUUUUAAUCCACAAAACUUGUACAGGGUAUCGGAGGAUGACGGGCUGCCACAGCUUCAGGGCACUUGGAUUAUGACGGAUGAGCCAUUCUGACG